GACAUGUUGAGCGUGUCGCUGGACGAUGUCGUUAGGCAGAAUCGGAAGGAGAUUAGGAAGCAGAGGGGCUCGGUGAGGCACCGUCGUGCCUACAGGAGGUUUUACCCGUAUAAUCGUCGUGAGAGGCAGUCGUCUGCGGAUGACGGAGCUAGGUGGGAGAACGACAAGUUCGAAGCGCACGAGAGGGGCGUUCAGCUGAGCCGAAGUCUCAGAAGGGCCAGAGAAGAGCGGAGUUACAAGGUCAGAGUUCAAGGCGUGGCAGAUGGUGUGACCAUGGAAGAGCUCGAGGAGUUGUUUAGCGCCGUGGGGACCAUCAAGCACAUCAGAACCCAUAGGCGAACCGGCGCGGUGAUCAUCUAUUUCGACACCAAGAAGGCUGCUCUAAACGCAGUUGAACUUUACAAUGGAAAGUCCCUAGAUGAAUCUUCAUCCAUGACUUUGAAAGUCGACUACAUUCCUUACCUCGGCUCGGCUUCGGGCGGGCCCUCUUCUUCUAGGGGCCUCUUCAAGAAUUUCUACGAGGAGGACAGCGUUCGAAACAUCACUGUAACAGUUCUGUAGCUUUGUGAAUACAACACCCAGUCCCAGUUGGCACCACGCACUUUUGUGUGUG
Messenger RNA from Schistocerca gregaria, 613 nucleotides. RefSeq lists its product as uncharacterized. The transcript is spliced from 4 exons. NCBI's taxonomy places the organism in Eukaryota, Metazoa, Arthropoda, Insecta, Orthoptera, Acrididae. Gene Ontology annotation, molecular function: RNA binding. The record is from RefSeq and is a predicted model, not a curated record. Bases 4 to 561 code for a protein of 185 amino acids.